CAACUCCGUAAAGGCGCAUGCUUUGGUCCGUCCAUUAGUUUGUCAAGAACCUGUUUGUUGCAUGUGUCUUACCUAGCUUGAGUUUUGUUCGUUAUUGUAUUUUGAUUUUCGAAAUUUAACGCCAGAAACGUCAUGAGUGUGUCAUGUGGAAAUACAACUCGGCUAAUCUUUAUGCUAGUGCUUGUUAUAAUUUAUUUCCUGGUCGAGUUGGUCGUUGGAAUUUCUAUACAUUCUAUCUCUCUGGUCGCAGAUUCGUUUCACAUGUUAUCUGAUUGUCUUGCUUUGGUAAUUGGAAUCGUAGCAUCUCAGAUAGCCAAAUGGCCUCGGUCGUCUAGAAAUACUUUUGGAUGGCAGCGAGCUGAAGUGAUGGGCAGUUUGAUCAACACGGUCGUUUUAAUUACAUUAUGCAUGACUAUUCUUUUGAGGGCCAUUGAACGAUUUAUUGAGACUCAGGCAAUUGAAAGUCCUCAAAUGAUGGUAUAUGUUGGUUGUGGAGGUCUCCUGGUUAACAUACUGGGACUUAUUGUUCUUGGCGGUCAUUCACAUGAGGGUUCGCAUGGCGGAAUCGAUUCGGCGGUAGACGCAUCACUAACACCAACAGCCUUCGGUACUACUUUGCCAUUAAAUAAUACUGAUGAAGCCUUUUUACAAGUUAAUUCGACACAGCCCAUUUCAGGAGUGAACAAUGUGUAUGAUAUAAUGGAUGGUAAUGCCCUACAACGUUUUACCGAUAAGGACCAACAGGAUAAUUUUGAGGCAUCACAACUUGAUACCAACCAACAAAAGGUUGCUAUUAAAAUCAAACAUAAUCACUCGAAAAAGUCACAUAAAAGCUCAAUGAACAUGCAAGCCGUAUUUCUCCAUGUGUUGGCUGAUUUCAUGGGUUCCGUUAUCGUAGUAGUCAGCGCACUUGUAUUAUUGUUAGUCCCCGGUGAGGUUUCCAAAGGUGAAGCAUUAUGGAAGUUGUAUAUUGAUCCAUCUAUGAGCAUACUCAUGGUUACCAUAAUCUUGAUUACUGCUAUACCCCUCAUGUAUAAAGCUACAUUAAUUUUACUACAAUCUGUUCCUAGUGAGAUUUGUUUAACAAAUCUUAAGACUCGUAUGGAAAAUAUUGAUGGAAUUCAUAAAAUUCAUGAUCUGCAUGUAUGGCGUUUACAAAGCAACUGUAUUAUUGGUACUGUUCACAUUCGUUGCGUUAGCUUACCGGACUAUUUAAGUAUUGCUCGUGAAGUGAAACAACUAUUCCACGAAUUCAAUAUACACUGUACAACAAUACAACCGGAAUUUGAAGAGAACAUUGAAGGAUCAAUGGCAAAUACAGAUUAUCGCACAUGUGUGUUGGAUUGUGGUCCAAACAAGAAUUGUCAAUCAGAUACUUGUUGUCCAGCAUCUAAUGUCACAGAAGUACAAUUCAUCUCAUCAAAUUUCAUUUCUGCAUCACAGAAUUCAUUCAAUUUACCACAAAACAACACUUCUAACACAUCUAAAAAUGAACAGGAUAAUUUACCCAAUAAUGACGUACACAUUAAUCUUUCAAAAAUUUCUGGUAGUUGAUGUAAUUAACAUUUUUUUUCUACCUACCAAUAAAUGUGUAAAUGUAUGAGAUAUUUUGCGUUGAUGUUUUAUUAUGUCACUUUGAUCUCAGUAAAAACAAAAGCCAGAUGUGAACAGUUCCCUUUGUUUAUUCUAAUUUUUUUUGAUCAGUCUGCUCAAAAUUCUUUCAACUGCAGCCAAUUCCUACAUUUGUAUACAUCCGCAUAUAUUCAUAAUAAUAAUAAUAAUCUACAAAUAUGUAGUUGUGUAUAAAGAAUAAACUGUUCUCCUUAAUCAAGUCUAGUUUAGGCAACGCUUGAACAAUGAAUACAUUUGUUAUUUGUUUAUUUUUAGUGUAUCAUUUAAAAUUUUUGUAUACAUAAGUAUUAUAUACAUAUAAAUAAUUAUGUAAAUCGAGGCAUUUGUGAAAUUUAGCUGACAGUUUCUUCUUUAAAAAAAAAUAUUAUUUCUAUCAUCUUUCUCCUUGAAAUUGCUCAACAAACCUUUCAUAUUUGGAUAGACAAUAAGUCAAUGUUGCUAUAACUUUAUUUCUAUGUUGGAUUUAUUAAAACAUGUUAAGUUAAAGUGGUAAUAAUUAUGAAGAAUUUUAAUGAUUGUUUUUCUUUUUUUUGUGUAUGUAGUAACUUUUCAGCACAUUUAUACAGUUUGUUUUUCUCCAUAUUAUUCUUUUCAUAAACGGAUCAUACAUAUUUCUCUUUUCCUUUCCCAUUCACUUGAAAUUUUUUUUAUACAUACACAUGUAUUGACUGUGUAUUAUUUUGAAAUAUUAUAAUAUCCAUAUAUGGAUAUGAAUUUAAUGGCUCUUUUAUGACUGCCUACUUUUUAACAUCAGUUUUUACCAAUAUCAAUGAAUAAUUAGAUUUGAUUAACUUUUGUUUUGCAAAAUAUGAUAAUAUUCUCAUCGGAUUACUGACUUUUAAUAUUAUAGUAUUACCAACAUUUCUAUCACACGCCUUCC
This is a messenger RNA of Schistosoma intercalatum, 2512 nucleotides long. Lineage: Eukaryota; Metazoa; Platyhelminthes; Trematoda; Strigeidida; Schistosomatidae. The record is from the annotation of a GenBank genome assembly.